AUGUCCAUCGAAGUCGAUUGGGCAACAGCCACCUCUGGUCCAGAUGGAGAAGCUCUGGCGGAACGCAUUCGUUCGUUUGUUCAUGACAAGUUCCAGGAGGUGACAUUGCCGCGCUUCAUACGCUCUGUCCAAUGUCAUUCCUUCGAGUUUGGCACCAUCGGACCCGAUCUCGAGAUCAAAGAUUUCUGUGAACCAUUUUCCGAUUUCUACGAGGAGGAUGAUGACGACACCUCAGCUACCUCCGAGGAGCUCAUCGAGCAAUGGUCCCAUUCUGAUUACGAAGAUGAAAUACAAAUGAGCCAUGCAGCCCAUAGCCCUCACAGCUUCAGUCACCACCCAUACCCAGGCGAGAGAUUUCAACCCUCCGCACUCCGCUCCCCCCUUCCACUGGGCGACCAUCUGAAUCCGCACUUCCUGCCUCGCGCAGGAACCCCAGGGAUCCCAGGCGGCACAUCAAACCUCGGCUACCAUCAUUUAAUGUCACUGGGCGGUCUCUCCGGCACGCAAACCCCUCUCGCAGCCGUCGCAAGUGGCUGGUCAGAUUCAGGCCUGGAUCCCCACAGCAGAGGCACCUACGCUCCACGUCCCUCUAUACACCAGCGACAACAAGCACAAUCCCAGCGCCCAGAACCAGAUCUCGACACGACACACUCAGCCUCCCGUCCCUCCACAGCAAACACACAUCCCUCCCAUCCAUCUAUCGGCCAAAAUACCGGUAGCAGCGGCUCCAACCGAAAUAGCGCUGACCACCCAGCCGAUAUUCCACAACCAUCUGUCGAAUCAGUAAUCGAUGACCCCUCCAUUCCUAUCCCCCGCGCAUGCGCGAACGCCGACCAGACGACGUCCAAGUCCUCUGUCACGCAAAAUACGCCGGAGAUCUUCGUCGGACUUCCUCUGAAACUCAAUGUGACCGGAAUCACCUUCGAUGGUGUCGCCGUCAUAGCGUAUAUACGGAAGCGUGUACACUUCUGCUUCCUCUCUGCCGAAGAUGCGGAUGCGCUACUUGGCUCUGAGAGUCAAGCGUCGAGUGGACAGGUUCCUGGGGAAGACGGACGACCCAAGUCCGGUGCGGAGCAGAAGCGGCAGGGUGGGUUGUUGCAGGAGAUUCGGGUGGAAAGUGAGAUUGGACGCAAGGAGGAUGGGAAACAGGUGCUUAAGAAUGUGGGUAAAGUGGAGCGUUUUGUGCUGGCACAGGUGCGCCGCAUUUUUGAGGAGGAACUGGUUUACCCCAGUUUUUGGACUUUUUUGAUCUAA
Molecule: messenger RNA, 1254 nt
Organism: Penicillium malachiteum
Lineage: Eukaryota; Fungi; Ascomycota; Eurotiomycetes; Eurotiales; Aspergillaceae
Gene: mdm12
Product: ERMES complex subunit MDM12
Exons: 2
Coding region: 1-1254 (417 amino acids)
Biological process (GO): phospholipid transport; mitochondrion organization
Cellular component (GO): ERMES complex
Molecular function (GO): lipid binding
Source: RefSeq, a predicted model, not a curated record